CAGGAUGUACAGCUAGCCGAUAAAGAAGCUUCUCAAAACAUGGUGAAAUAAGAAACGUUUAGGUUUUAGCUGCCAUAAGAUUAUGGCGAGUGGAUAUAAUAGCUAUAGGCGCGGAUAUAGUUCGCGCGGUUGGGGACGAGGAAGAGGCGGCCGAGGCAGAGGCGGUCGGGGACGACCGUUUAACGGAGGAGGCCGAUCAGGUGGUAACGUCGUAUUUGGAUUUAACGCACUUAACAAAUUGCGGGAAGAAGAUCCGGAUAACAUUGUUUUAGAUUUAGCUUCGGAACGAUGUCUCCCAGCGUUUCAAAACCUUUUAAACAACCCUAACAUGACGGACGAUAUGAUUGAACUGGUUGUUAAUGUGCUCGCCAGAGCUUGCGAUAGCAACAGUCCGGAGUAUUUUAAUAAACUUCUUGUCGAGCUGCAUAAAUCUUUAUUUGUUAUGCUCACCUUAAAACGCCACAUAACAAAAUUGGGUUUCCGAGGAGACCCAAACGCCAAUUCUCAGUUGUUCAUUGAAAACACAGUCAGGCUAUUCACGGAAAUUCUCAAACGAAUACCAAGCUCGUGUGACUACCUUCCCUUGGCCGACCUAGAGCAAGCCGUUGCUAUGCUGACAAGGAUGGGUCGAAUUAGCGCCGACGUUUUAGAAGGUGUUGAACAGCUCAAAGUUAUCAAACAAGAAUCUCUUGAGAAAGAAAUACGUAAGAGAGAGAUUGAAAAUCAAAGACAAAUGCGAAGUCGUCACCCAGGCAUCGACGCUGUGGGUCCACCGCCUGAAGAUUUCCGAGAAAUGACAAUAAUUCCCCAUCAUGACGACAUCUUCACGGAAAAAGCGCCGUAUCUUAGAAAGAAUAUAAUCCAAGGAGCCUAUCAGGACCUGAACCAUUACCUGGACGUUCAAUUUCGGCUGCUGCGAGAAGAUUUCCUUCGUCCUUUGCGAGAAGGUAUUCUAAAUCUUGUCAAUCAAGGAAUCGACCAGAGACAAGGCUUGUUCAAGGAUAUACGGAUGUACAGAAAUGUUAAAAUUCUGUAUCCCGUAUGCUCAAACAAGGGGCUACGUCAUCAGAUUCAAUUUGAUAAUUCAAGGUUGAAGCGUGUCAAGUGGGAAAACAGCAAGAGGCUGAUCUUCGGCUCUCUUCUCUGUCUCUCCAAAGACAAUUUCCAAACGCUUAUUUUUGCGACAGUCGCCGACAGAGACCUCAGGGAACUUGCAUACGGUAAAAUUACGGUGCAGUUCAUGGACUUGACGAUUGAUUUACAAGAUUUUUCGCGCAAAAAUGUGUACCAGAUGGUCGAAACAACUGCGUAUUUUGAAGCCUAUAGCCCCAUCUUAGAAGGACUGCAAAAAACAGAGGACAACGAUUUGCCAUUUCAGAGAUACCUUGUUGAUUGUAACAAAGACAUACAAGCUCCACAAUACGUCAGACGAAAUCGUUUUAGUUUAAAUGCGCCAAGCUUUGACUUCUCUUCGAUUUUAUUGGACAAUGCUUCAUCGCCUGCAACAUCAAGUUUGCACAGGCAACUUGAAGGCCUUCGCUUACAUGAUUUUUUUGCGUAUGGGUACCGUUCUCACCAGAGAGCUGCGCAGUCUCAAAAUGUCCCAGUUCUUGAUGUAGACCGCUGGCCAAGUAUGGAGCAGUUGGGCCUCGAUGAGUCUCAGUACAAAGCACUGAAGAUUGCUCUAACAAGAGAAGUUGCCGUCAUUCAAGGCCCACCAGGAACGGGGAAGACAUUUCUGGGCCUAAAGAUAGCGAAACUAUUGCUUAACAACACAGAAACAUGGAUCCACGGGGAGCAGACGAUGGUCGGAAGACAGCGGCAAGUUAGUCGGACACCGAUACUUGUUAUUUGUUUCACGAAUCACGCGCUUGAUCAGUUCUUGGAAGGUAUCUACGACUUCUACGGCAACAACGAAGACAAAAUUGUUCGUAUCGGUGGACGCAGCAAAAGCGAGAAGCUCAAGGAUUGUAAUUUGAAAGCUAUCAAAGAAAAAAGCAAUAAAAGAGGUCCUAGAUACGUGGGAAGAGGCAUUGCCGAAGUGCAUUCAAAACUUGACAAUGUCAAAAAAAAAAUGGAGAUUUCUUCGAACGUGAUAAGAAAAUGUUGGCAAAACGUCUUGUACGAGAGGACAUUACAAAGAACUGGAGUGGUUAAAGAGCAUCAUUUCUUAUCUCUCAUGAGACCAUUCAUGAGAUUUGGCGGUGGACAGCCAGAGCAGGGUUCCGUCGUUUUACAAUGGCUUAACCUUGUCGCCGGGGAAGAACUAGUGGAACAAGAAGAGUUGGUUGUUGUCAGAAAAGAAGACACAUUUAGCUUUAAUGGAAGAAAAGUGCUGAUAUGUGAAAAUGUACCACUAGCAAACGUCGAUUUUUCAUUCUACGUAAAUAUCAAGACCGCACAAGCUGGGAACAUUCUCAGCGUCAUGCCAGAAAAUCGAAGAUGGUUGAACGAAAGUAAAGCUCUCUGUGUUGAUGAAACAGGCAUUGUGAAGUUUAUUUUCGGAGAGAACAUCGUAUGUGAGAGUUAUUCUCGUGUAGAUGACGAUAAAUGGCACGAAAUUGGGCUGGUUUACGCGCAGGAGGAAAAAAGCCUUGCUUUGUAUGUCGACAAACGAAUAGAACGUGUAAUAAAUCCAAUUCAACUCCCAGAAGAGAAUCAACAGUACAAGCUGAAGAUUGGCUUAGCUCCGUUAAUCUCGAACCACGAAAUGCAAAAUUUUGUCGGUUCGGUGACGAAUUUUGUGUAUUACUAUAGCACGAAAUAUAACGAAAUGGUCAGGGGAGACGAGAAUGUGGAAUACGAGAUUAAUUUCAUGCAAGACCAAAGAAGAAUAGAUGACGGAGAUGACACACCUAACAAGCAAGAUGUUCCCGUACCUGACGAUUUCGACGUGGUCGACCCUUCCAAAUUGGCCCAGGGAUCUGGCGGAUGGCAAGUGCAAGAUAAAAAGCGAGCAAGAAGUAGAAUUGUUUUCCAAAUAAAAAAGCAACUUCAGAGCGAGGAUGUGAUGACAGACGCCGAGGAGAUGCGUAUUCGCGACGUGUGGGAACUUUCGGUGAAUAAUCGCUGGCGUCUGUAUCGUAAAUGGGUGAGAGAAAUCAGUCAACAGCACCAAAACACGAUAGCAAGCAUUCAAGACGAGUAUAAUCGAGGAAUGAAAGAACUACAGGAGUUAUAUAACGCUCGGGAUUACGAGCUUCUCCGAGAGGCACACGUGAUAGGAAUGACAACAACUGGUGCGGCAAAAUAUCGCAACCUUUUACAUCGUAUUAAGCCAAAGAUAACGAUUGUCGAAGAAGCCGCCGAGGUUUUGGAAUCUCACAUAGUAACGGCGUUAACAGGAGGAUGCGAACAUCUCAUUCUGAUUGGAGAUCACAAGCAAUUGAGACCAAAGCCCACUGUGUUUCAACUGGGAUUGGAUUAUCAACUGGAUAUCUCUCUUUUCGAAAGAAUGGUUGAAAAUGGUAUGCCUUUUGCAUGUUUGCAAGCUCAACACAGAAUGCGUCCCGAAAUUUCAGUGAUGAUGGGUCCGAUCUACGACAACUUGAUCGACCAUGAAUCCGUUCUGAAUUUUGAAACAAUUAAAGGGAUCAACAAAGAUAUCUUUUUUGUAGAUCAUCAAUUCAAAGAGGAUGCUCUGGACGAAAAUCAAAGCCACUCGAACAUUCACGAGGCCAAAUUUAUCGGUGCUUUGUGUCAAUACCUACUCCAGCAAGGCUAUCCUCCAUCCCAAAUUACCGUGUUAACGCCCUAUAGCGGACAGCUAUUUCAAUUGAAAAAGUUUGUACCCCAAAAAGAAGGUCUUAGAGUAUGCGUUGUUGAUAAUUUCCAAGGCGAAGAAAAUGAUAUCAUCUUGCUUUCACUGGUUCGGAGCCAGGUGAUGACGACGAAGGAGAAAAGAGAGAUUCGCAGAUUGAUCGGUUUCCUCGCAAUUGACAACCGUAUUUGCGUGUCUUUGUCGAGAGCGAAAAAAGGUUUCUUUUGCAUUGGGAAUCUAACCUUGAUGAGAGCAGCAAACGAUCUUUGGUCGGAAAUUCUUGACGACAUGGAAAGAAGAGGUUGCGUAGGAACAUCUCUGCCAUUGGCGUGUCAGAAUCACCCCAAAACCAUAACGCAUGUCAGUAACGACGUAGAUUUCAAGAAAGCUCCAAACGGUGGCUGUAACGUGCUUUGUGGAGCCAGAUUGGCUUGUGGGCAUAGCUGCGAACAAAUGUGUCAUCCAACUGAUCCUUUCCACGAAGACUACGAUUGUAGAAAAGCCUGUGCAAGAAAAUGUGCGCUCGGUCAUCCAUGCAAACGGCGUUGCUAUCAAGAAUGCAGUAAAUGCAUGGUUGAAGUCUACAAGAAAGUUCCCCAAUGCAAUCACAUCCUUGUGAUGGCGUGUCAUCAGGAUCCCUCUAGCUUUUUAUGUACCAAGCCAUGCCCAAAAAAGCUUCCCUGUGCAGGUGCCCAUAAUUGUCCAAAAAAAUGCGGAGAAGCCUGUGCAAGAGAAUGCAAAGAAUUGGUACCAAAAAAGUGGACUCCAUGUGGCCAUACGUGCAACACUCCAUGUCAUACCGACCCCACGAAAAUUGGUUGUCCACAACCUUGUGGAGCGUUGUUGAAGUGCGAGCACAUCUGCACAGGCACAUGUGGUGAAUGCAAACAAGGACGGCUUCACAAACCUUGUUCUUCGAAAUGCGACCGCCCGCUUUUUUGCGGUCACAAAUGCAAAGUGCCGUGCACAAAGAAUUGCCCGCCGUGUCCGGAAAGAUGCCAAAACAGAUGUUCGCACAGCAAGUGCCAAAACGCAUGCGGAGAAGAGUGCAAGGAAUGCAAUGAACCUUGCCAGUGGAUGUGCAAACAUUUUGCAUGCAAAAAAUUAUGCGGGGAAAUGUGCGACCGGCCUCGCUGUGACAAUCGGUGCCACAAAAGAUUAAAAUGUGGACACAAGUGUGCUGGUCUGUGUGGUGAACCAUGCCCAAAGAAAUGUCUUGUUUGUGACAAAGACGAGUUGACAGAAAUUUUCUAUGGCAACGAGGAUGAAGAAGGUGCUAGGUUCUUGGAGCUUGCUGAUUGUGGUCACGUUUUUGAAGUUGAAGGAAUGGACCAAUACAUCGAUACGCAGGAAAAGGAGAUGAAGAGCGGUCAAUCGACAAGCAUACAGAUGAUCAAGUGUCCGAAAUGUCAAACAGCAAUACGAACAAGUUUACGAUAUGGAAACAUCGUGAAGAAAAUUCUUCGGGACUUUGAAGAUGUUAAGAUGGCAAUAUCCCGUCAAUCUUCCACUCCCAUCUUUUGCGAAAAAAUAAAACGAGAUAUCGCAGCUCACGAAUUAGAAACACAGUUUCCAACAGAAGUUUUGAAAAUCAAAGAAAAGUUGCGACUUCGAAGAUACCCGCCUCAGAACUUAACCAACGAAGAACAAAACAUCAUUGAAAAUCAAGUUCAGUUCCUGAAGUUCAUGACCAAGUUGAAGGAUGUCAUGGUACAAGCGAAAUCAAUCAAAAGAAAGCCGAGUCCUCUUUCUGCUCGGGGACAUUCUCUUUUUCAACUUAACAUAGGAACUGAAGCAGAUGAUCAAGAAAUAAAAUCGAUGAAGUGUGAACUGGCAGAACUUUUGCGAUGGGUGAUGAAAGAUCGUCUUCGAUUUAGCGAACAAGAACUGGAAGACUUCAAUGAAGAGCUCCAACGCGCUUUGCUGAUGUUUUCCUACCUUGCCUUAACAUUAGAAAUAAGAAAAAGCCAAAUCAUCUUAACGUCUGACGAGACAAGAUAUUUAGAAUACGUGAAGAAGAACCUAGGAAAAUCUGGAAAAAAAUUGAGUGAAGAGAUAAAAGAUGGGUGCACAAGGCGUCUUAAGUACCUUACACAGAAGAAAGCACUUGGUGUGAAGUACACCGCCGUUACUGAGGAAGAAAAGUCUAUUAUUGUCAAAGCUAUGGGUCUCGCUCAGGGCCACUGGUUUAAAUGUCCAAAAGGGCACAUUUACUGUAUUGCGGACUGUGGUGGAGCAACCCAAGAAUCGCAGUGUCAAGAAUGUGGAUUACGAAUUGGUGGUACAAAUCAUCGCCUUCGAUCUGACAACAGUUUAGCAUCAGAAAUGGACGGUGCAAGAUAUGCGGCGUGGUCUGACACAGCCAACAAUAUGGCCAACUUUGAUCUCCGUCUAUUGAGAUAAUGAUGAUCGCAGCCUACAAACUUUCGCUUUGCGUAUACUAGCUAGCAUACACUUGCGCACAUAUUUAACACACUUUUGAACAUUAGGCCAGUAAUAUUUUGAAAACUAAUAUACCUAAACGUUUAUUCCCUUCUGACUCAAUGGCUCGAUAUUGUACUAGGUAUUGAAGCACACGUUUCAGGGACGCACUAGCGCAAUAAUUCGAUCGGGACCACAUAUUCAUGCACAUAAUUAUUCAGUUCUGCGCAACGAA
Dendronephthya gigantea is the source of this 6416-nucleotide messenger RNA. Its product is annotated as NFX1-type zinc finger-containing protein 1-like. NCBI's taxonomy places the organism in Eukaryota, Metazoa, Cnidaria, Anthozoa, Malacalcyonacea, Nephtheidae. Gene Ontology annotation, cellular component: nucleus; nuclear RNA-directed RNA polymerase complex. Gene Ontology annotation, molecular function: zinc ion binding; helicase activity. The record is from RefSeq and is a predicted model, not a curated record. The transcript has 18 exons. Gene Ontology annotation, biological process: regulatory ncRNA-mediated heterochromatin formation. The coding region runs from base 83 to 6163 and encodes 2026 amino acids.